Messenger RNA from Megalobrama amblycephala (Wuchang bream), 1041 nucleotides. Its product is annotated as histone H2A.V. The record is from RefSeq and is a predicted model, not a curated record. The transcript is spliced from 5 exons. Gene Ontology annotation, molecular function: structural constituent of chromatin; protein heterodimerization activity; DNA binding. Lineage: Eukaryota; Metazoa; Chordata; Actinopteri; Cypriniformes; Xenocyprididae. The coding region runs from base 149 to 535 and encodes 128 amino acids. Gene Ontology annotation, cellular component: nucleosome.
UCUGUGAUUGGACGAAAUCAACAUUUCAAACCAAGACGGAGCUCGCUGAUUGGUUAUAACGCUGGACCGUAGCGCGCUAUCGCUGAAGUGGGCAUCAUUGUGUUUUCCCUCCGUUUCAAGCGAAAAGAGAAGAAGCUCGUCUGACGAUAUGGCAGGAGGAAAGGCUGGAAAGGACAGCGGAAAAGCCAAGGCGAAAGCAGUCUCCAGAUCACAAAGAGCUGGUCUGCAGUUCCCCGUAGGUCGUAUCCACAGGCACCUGAAGACCCGAACCACCAGCCACGGUCGCGUUGGAGCCACAGCAGCCGUGUACAGCGCAGCUAUCUUGGAGUACCUGACUGCUGAGGUGUUGGAGUUGGCUGGAAAUGCCUCUAAGGAUCUGAAGGUGAAGCGUAUCACUCCAAGGCAUUUACAGCUGGCCAUUCGUGGUGACGAGGAGUUGGAUUCGCUUAUCAAAGCCACCAUUGCCGGCGGAGGUGUGAUUCCACACAUCCACAAGUCUCUGAUCGGAAAGAAGGGCCAGCAGAAAACUGUAUAAGAUGCAUUGAUGUUCGACUCUGUCCUUGUAUAGUAACGGCAAUCAGCAUUGAGAAAGCAGUGGUUUUUGUGUUAUGUUUCCCCAUUUUGUUUGGUUAUGUUUUGUAAGUGUAGUUUAACAUGACUGCGGUUAGAGUUUGAUGUACUGUGUCCAUGAUUAUAAUGGGGGGCUGUUACGUAUUCUGGGGUAAAGGAAAACUAAUUUGCCUUUUUGUUUAGUUGGGUUAAGGCAGAGGUCUUCAACCCUGCUCCUGGGGACCCACUGUCCUGCAAAGUUUAUUUCCAACCUACUUCAGCACUACUGCCUGCGUGUUUUCAAGCGAGCUUCAGGUGUGUUUGAUUAGGGUCAGGACUGAACUCUGCAGGGCAGUGGCUCUCCAGGAGCAGGGUUCAAGACCUCUGGGUUAAGGAGUAGGUUCUGGGGUUUUGUGAGGUGUGGGUUUCAUUAUUGGCUUUUUAAAGUCUUGUUUUAUACAAUAAAAUACUUUUUUUUCCCUUUUUUCUAAA